GCGGGUGGGUAGCAACAGUUGCCCGGGUGAGGACGAAGCGCCAUAGCCACGGUAGUCCUGGCGACAAGAGCCCAGCAACAAGAAUCAACAACAACAGCCCGAUUCAUUGAAACGCUAAAAAAUCAAACAUAGCGGUGGAAAAAACACGGAUUAAAAGGGCUUCUAUAUAAUGGCUUUUAGGGGAAGACCAGUGUGCAGGGAUUUUCGGAUACACGUGUCAGCCAGACAAUCUCGAUGGCAACUCCAGCUUAUGUCGGGGAGCUGCAGCAGACCUCCCAGCCUCCAGCAGGUGCUGUAACUGUAACACCAGGCCAGCCAGUUGUUGUCACGACUGCAGCGCCUCAGCAGUACCUGUCAGAGCUGCAAAAUACCGUGACCUCUGUCUCAGCUUCGGCAACUUCCGGCCAGGUCACUCCUCCUCCUGCACAAACCCCACCCACACAAGUCCCACCCACACAGACUCAGUAUGUCCCAGCUGAGAUGCAGAAUUCACCCACACAGUCCAGCAAUGCCCAAAACACACCUCAGUACAUCGUUGUUACGGUUACAGAGGGCUCCAUCCAUUCCAGUGACUCAGUUUCAGAUUCCAGUCCUCCACCUGCAGUGGUACAGACCGGAGUUCCUACUCAGGUGGUGCAGCAGGUGCAGUCAGCCCAGCAGAGGUCUGUGGUCCAAGCCAUAUCACAGCCUACCAAGACUGAACAGGGCACACAAAUGAACGUCACCAGCCUACAACCUGUACACUUGACUCAGGAGCUGCAGCAGGUUCCAGUGCAGCAUGUGUACACUAACCAAGUGCAGUAUGUGGAGGCAGGAGACACAAGCUACACUACCAGCACCAUACGUUCUGGCAGUUUUGUGUACACCGACAGUCCCUUGUACACUCAAACCAGUGGUGCUCAGUAUUACGAAAGCACCAGUGUGAGUGUCUCCGCCUCCCAGGCUGCAUCUCCUGUGAAUACGGGCUUUGUGACAGGGACGGGGCAAAUUGUGACCAGUGCCACACCUGGUACAGGUGGUGGAGCCACAGCAGUAAUCGCAGUGUCAGGGACGGCCGCUAAUGGCUCUGGGGAUGGAGGAGGUGGGGCUAAUGGGAGCAGUGGUAGCUACGUGAUUCAGGGAGGCUACAUGCUCAGCAGCAGCGGGGCCACUAGCAGCAGCACCAGUGGAAACGGCCAGAGUUACUCACAAAAUGCUCGCGUCUCCCCAGCCACCGUGAGUAUUAGCGAGGGAGAGGAGAAUAGCGUGCCGUCUGCAGACAAAAAGCUGUCCUCUGGCCCUCAGGUGCAGUGGUUGUUGGAUAAUUAUGAGACGGCGGAGGGUGUGAGCCUGCCGCGCUCCACUCUCUACUGCCACUACCUGCUGCACUGCCAGGAGCAGAAGCUAGAACCUGUCAAUGCCGCCUCCUUCGGAAAACUCAUCCGCUCCGUCUUCAUGGGCCUGAGGACGAGGCGCCUGGGUACUCGAGGGAACUCGAAAUAUCACUAUUAUGGGCUGAGGAUUAAAGCUAGCUCCUCUCUGCUCCGGCUGAUGGAGGAUCAACAGCACCUGGCAAUGAGGCAGCAACCCUUUUCCCAAAAACAGAGGUUGAAGCCAGUACAGAAGAUGGAAGGAAUGACCAAUGGGAUGUCAUCAGGGGCAGGACAACAGCAGCAACAACAGACUUCAGGGCUUUCUGACAUCAGUGCCCAGGUUCAACAGUACCAGCAAUUCCUAGAUGCAUCCCGUGCUCUCCCAGAGUUUCCUGAAAUUGACUUGCAGGGCAAACCUUUGCCAGAGGGCAUUGAGCUGGAACACAUUAAGAGCUUUCAGCUACUCUACAGAGAGCACUGCGAGGCCAUUCUGGAUGUCAUGGUGAACCUGCAGUUCACACUGGUGGAGACACUGUGGAAAACUUUCUGGAGGUUUAGCGAGAGCCAGGCAGGAGACCCGGUCACACUGUCUGUUCAUGAUGAAUCAGAGAAGCGAUUGCCCAAAUCAUGUCUGGUGCUGCUGUGCAAGUAUGAGCCAGCGCUGCGCUGGAGCCGUGACUGCGACAACACUCUGUACCAGGGCCUGGUGGAGAUCCUCAUCCCAGAUGUACUGAGACCCAUACCCAGUGCCUUAACUCAAGCCAUUCGAAACUUUGCCAAGAGUCUGGAGAGCUGGCUGACUAACGCCAUGAUGAACAUUCCCGAGGAGAUGGUCCGCAUAAAAGUGACAUGUGCGAAUGCGUUUGCUCAGACGCUGCGUAGGUACACCUCUCUAAACCACCUGGCCCAGGCUGCUCGUGCUGUGCUGCAGAACACCGCGCAGAUCAACCAGAUGCUCAGCGACCUCAACCGAGUCGACUUUGCAAACGUGCAGGAGCAGGCCUCUUGGGUGUGUAGGUGUGAGGACCGUGUGGUGCAGCGGUUAGAGCAAGACUUUAAACUCACCCUGCAGCAGCAGAAUUCACUGGAGCAGUGGGCUGCCUGGUUGGAUGGUGUUGUCUCCCAGGUCCUAAAGCCGUACCAGGCCAGCCCGGCCUUCCCCAAAGCUGCUAAACUCUUUCUGCUCAGAUGGAGCUUCUACAGCUCUAUGGUAAUCAGAGAUCUCACACUGCGCAGCGCAGCCAGUUUUGGUUCCUUUCAUCUCAUCCGCCUGCUGUAUGAUGAGUAUAUGUAUUACCUAAUAGAGCACAGAGUUGCUCAGGCCAAAGGGGAGACCCCUAUUGCAGUCAUGGGAGAGUUUGCCAGCCUUGGUCGUAGUCUUAACACACUGGAUCCUGAUAAAGAAGAGGAGGAUGAGGAGGAAGAGGAGAGUGAUGAUGAGUGUCAGGAAUUGUCUCUGCCGGCUGAUGGAUCCGCUCUCGGUGACGAGUCUCUGGAGCCUCCGGCUAAGCUCGCCCGAACUGACCAGAGAGUUCUCUUUAGCAACACAGAGAACUGAGAACACACAUUCCACCACACACACACACAUACACACACACACACACACACACACACACACACACACACACACACACACACACACACACACAAAUGUUCGUUAUGGACACAUAAUGAAAACAUGCUGCAGUUCACAUAACUCUGUUCACAUACAGUAUACUUACUAACACAUAUACACUGAAACACACACACUCUCUCACAAUUGUUUUUCUUUUUCUUUUUUUAAACCAAUCUCUGUCAGCGAUAUCUGUGGCUUAGGUGUGAUUAACAACAAUCCUUGGCACAUUUCCUUCAAAUGAGAAAAAAAGAAUAAGUAAGAACCUGUGCACUUGAAACUCGCUCAUAAUUGAAGCCUCAAGGCAAAGAGAAACAAGAAAAAAACUCAUGAAAUUGUAUAAACAUUUAUCAGUUGCACCAUUAACUUCCCAUAGGCCUCCAGUAUAAGUGGGUUUUAAGCUGUUUAUGUUCUUUUAUGUUCUGUCAGUACAUUAAAUAUGCCAAGCUGAUUCUCAUGAAGUGUAAUCACAUGUACGCUACAGAUGUAUAGUGAUCUGACUGAAAAACUCUGCAGUCAUACUCUCGGAGUGAGACACGAUCACUGGCACGAUUUCAACGUGACAGGGCGUGAUAGUGAUCUGUAUGAGAAUCCAGACUGAUGUGAAAAGAAACACACUUCCAUGUGAGAAGGUGUUCAUCAGUCAGUCAGAGCUACAAUGCGCAAGCAUGGUGGAGAUGAUUUUGCUUUGCGCCUCCAUGCUGGCGCUGUGUUUCUGCCACAGAGAACAACAAAAAGCAUGGACAAUGAAACACUGGAGAUUAGUUUGUGGACAGAAUGGAGCCACUGACCCAUGUGAGCUUCUGUCUAUCAAACUCCUGCCGCCCAUGAGGCUAAAAACGGGCGGACGUAGGUGCCAGCAGAACGACUGUAAACACGCAUGUGCGUGUGUGUAUGCGUGCGUGUGUGUAAGCGUGAUGUGUAUUUCCCGCGGUGGCCUCGCUGUGUGUCGUCUGUGUGCGUUUGUGGGUGGAUUGGGGCCUUCCUGCCGUGCUGAUUUGAGUGAAGGUGUUACCUUUAUGUGUGAAUGUGAGCGGGUGUAUAUGUGUGUAUGUUGUUCAGAAGAAACGAUAAUAGUUGUUUUUGUUGGUGGAUAUUUUUUCAUGCAUCCAUUCUCAUUAUUUUGUCAUUCUUGUUGCCUUUAUUGUACACUACCGUGUGUUACAUACCAAGUUAAGAUUCAGUUUAAAACUUAAAGAGAGUUCCUAUUAGUUUUUAAUUCUCUUCAGUCCCUUUCUCUGAAUACUGCCUUAUGUUUUUUUUUUUUUUUUUGAGACUUGACUUUUUGCACUUUUUUUGUUGUUCGGUUUUGGUGUCACAUUCCAGACUUGGUAUAGGAUUGAUAGUAUCUGUGUCGUCUAACUAGAGUCACAAAGUGGAGCUCUUCUCUGUGUUAGACUGGUGAUUUGCACUGUUUUGUGCACAUUUAAUGGUAUAUUGCGUAUGUGUAUUCAACCACAUUUGAAAAAAACAAAACUGCCUACACACUGAUUUACUCAGAGAAAGGGUGUGAUAACAUCUACUCAAUGCAAAGUGACUAGGCAGUGAUGAAUAGAUAAGUGCAGUGUUGUUUUACAAAAGCAUUGCUCUUUGUCUCCGAUCCCUAAAUUUUACUUUCUAAGCAACUCCUUCAACACUUUUUUUUAUUCUGUCCUUGUGGUGUAAUGAAAACUUCUUUACGAUAAUUUGAAUCGGUCCCUCAUUCCGUGUGGGAUCUUACAAUCCAUCAUCUCAGAUCUCUGUUUUCUUCAGCUACAUGUCCAGAAUGAUUUAUUAGACUGUAUAUUUUGCAAGCUACUGAAGCAACAUUGGCUGCACUCGUGUUUACGUUUCCUGAUAAACACAAACCAGCAUGUACUUUUUCUUUCCCUCAUGACCUUCUGAUACAAAGACAACAAGACAUAUCACAAGAUGUUCUGAAGAGCCUUUCAGUACAAUAGCCAUUUUCAUAAACUGCAAGAAUUUCCCUUUUAAAGUCAUUUCAGUUUCUUAUUUAAAAAAAAAAAAAACAAAAAGAAAAAAAGAAGAUUAAAAAAAGAGUGACCGUGUUUUAUUAAUCUUCUAAACUAUGAGGAUGAUUGUGCCUUUGGAGUAAUCAAAUGGAAUUCAAAUGUUUUUAAUUUAAGAUAUGAAUAAAUUAAGAAUUUCUAAAACCG
Messenger RNA from Tachysurus fulvidraco (yellow catfish), 5120 nucleotides. RefSeq names its product regulatory factor X, 1a (influences HLA class II expression) (gene rfx1a). The record is from RefSeq and is a predicted model, not a curated record. Gene Ontology annotation, biological process: regulation of transcription by RNA polymerase II. Gene Ontology annotation, cellular component: nucleus. The coding region runs from base 235 to 2910 and encodes 891 amino acids. Gene Ontology annotation, molecular function: DNA-binding transcription factor activity, RNA polymerase II-specific; RNA polymerase II cis-regulatory region sequence-specific DNA binding. Lineage: Eukaryota; Metazoa; Chordata; Actinopteri; Siluriformes; Bagridae. The transcript has 19 exons.